Molecule: messenger RNA, 2970 nt
Organism: Schizosaccharomyces osmophilus
Lineage: Eukaryota; Fungi; Ascomycota; Schizosaccharomycetes; Schizosaccharomycetales; Schizosaccharomycetaceae
Gene: dhp1
Product: 5'-3' exoribonuclease Dhp1
Exons: 1
Coding region: 1-2970 (989 amino acids)
Biological process (GO): nuclear-transcribed mRNA catabolic process
Cellular component (GO): nucleus
Molecular function (GO): RNA binding; 5'-3' RNA exonuclease activity
Source: RefSeq, a predicted model, not a curated record
AUGGGUGUUCCAGCACUUUUUCGACUAUUGUCGAGAAAAUUUCAUAAAGUUAUUACGCCCGUAGUCGAGGCACCAACACAAACACUUCCGGAUGGAACAGAAAUUGGACCAGAUCUGAGUCUCCCAAAUCCAAAUGGUGAAGAAUGCGAUAAUCUGUACCUGGACAUGAACGGUAUCGUCCAUCCUUGUUCGCAUCCUGAAGACCGACCGGCACCUGAGACUGAGGAUGAGAUGAUGAUUGCCGUUUUUGAGUAUACCGAUCGCAUUAUGGCAAUGGUUCGUCCGAGAAAGUUACUUUACAUUGCCAUCGAUGGUGUAGCCCCUCGUGCAAAAAUGAAUCAGCAACGGUCACGUCGAUUUCGAUCCUCUCGUGAAGCCGCUCAAAAAGAAGCCGAACUUGAGGUUUGUAUUGAAGAAGCAAAAAAACAGGGAAUUCCUGUUGACGAAGAGGCGAUGAAGAAAAAAGCCUGGGAUAGCAAUUGCAUUACACCAGGAACGCCAUUUAUGGAUACAUUAGCUAAAUCAUUAAAAUAUUACAUUAUUAAUAAGCUGAAUACCGAUCCUUGCUGGAGAAACACUCGUUUUAUUUUGUCAGACGCAUCUGUGCCAGGUGAAGGUGAACACAAAAUUAUGGAAUUUAUCCGUUCCCAACGGGUGAAACCAGAAUACGACCCUAAUACUCGUCACGUAGUAUAUGGAUUGGAUGCUGAUUUGAUUAUGCUCGGUUUGGCGACUCAUGAACCACAUUUUCGCGUACUACGAGAAGAUGUAUUUUUCCAACAGGGCAGUACCAGAAAAUCGAAGGAGGAGCGAUUAGGCUUGAAGCGUUUAGACGAAACAUCAGAAACGAACAAGGUUCCUGUGAAGAAACCAUUCAUUUGGCUACAUGUUAGUGUUCUACGGGAAUAUUUGGAAGUUGAGCUCUAUGUUCCUAAUUUGCCUUUCCCGUUCGAUCUUGAACGAGCCAUUGAUGACUGGGUAUUUUUCAUUUUCUUCGUGGGUAACGACUUUCUUCCUCAUCUUCCAAGUUUGGAUAUCCGUGACGGUGCAGUAGAACGCCUGACUGAAAUUUGGCGUACUUGCCUUCCACAUAUGGGAGGUUAUUUAACCUUGGAUGGAUCUGUCAAUUUAACUCGAGCUGAGAUGAUUUUGACUGCCGUUGGCGAUCAAGAAGACGACAUUUUUAAACGUCUCAAGCAGCAAGAAGACCGUCGAAAUGAAAACCAGAAGCGUAGAGCACAAAGAGAAAGCAACCAGAAUGAUUCUUCUUAUUUGGAUGAUACAAUUAUACAGCGCUCAGCAAAGGUUGAAUCAUCCCAAGUAACUGUUGCUCCUUCUGUUGACACAAGCACAGAAAACGAUACACGGCCUAAUAAAGCACGUAAAAUUGAUGCCUCGGCUCCUGAAAAUUUGGUGAAUUUGUCUGAAAGGACCUCCAAUAGAUCUUUAAGUGCAACAAAUAAAGAUCUCAUUAACAAUCGUGCUGCUAAUCGUCUUGGCCUUUCCAACGAAGCUGCGACUACCUCCUCUAUCAAUAAAAUUGCUGCCGCAAAUUUAAAAUCUCAAAUGGUUUCAAACGAAAGCCUUCGUGCUGUGCCUAUAGAGGAAGUGGUUUCGUCUCCUACCCCUAGUGCAACGGAUGAUAUAGCAAGCUCCGACCCUAGUGGUUUAGCAACUCCUAUUGAGCCAGCACCCGUUUCAGCUGGUAUGAAGCGAAAAGCCGAAGAUAAUGCUGGCGAGGAAACCUCUACAGAUACAGUUCGCUUACAUGAGUCUGGAUAUCGAGAGCGUUAUUAUGAGCAAAAAUUUGGGUUUUCUGUGAACGAUACCGAUCAGUUAGGUGAAACAGUCCGUCAUUAUGUUCAUGGAUUAUGCUGGGUUUUAUUGUAUUAUUAUCAAGGAUGUCCUUCAUGGACUUGGUAUUAUCCAUAUCAUUAUGCGCCCUUUGCUGCUGAUUUUAAAAAUUUAUCUUCUAUUGACGUGAAAUUUGAUGUGAAUCAACCUUUCAGACCUUAUGAACAAUUAUUGGGUGUACUUCCCGCUGCGAGUAGAAACAAUUUGCCAGAGAAGCUACAGCCUUUGAUGACAGAAGCUGAUUCGGAGAUUAUCGAUUUUUAUCCAGAGGACUUUGUCAUAGAUUUGAAUGGUAAAAAGUUUGAAUGGCAGGGUGUUGCAUUGCUCCCGUUUAUUGAUGAACAUCGAUUGUUAUCUGCAGUUUCCAGGAUUUAUCCUUCGCUUAGUGAAGAUGAAGCCAGGAGAAACACGAAUGGAUCUUCAUUGCUGUUUGUUUCGGAACAUCAUCCGAUGUACCCAGAAGUUGUAAAACAACUAUACUCAAAGAAGAAACAAGGGAAGCCUUUGAAGUUAUCCGGCAAAGUGGGACAUGGCAUUUUUGGCAAGGUAAGCAAUGAUGAUUCCAUCUUGCCAAAUGUUUCAAUACAAUGUCCAGUGGACGUUACUACCGCUGACGCACUUCAAAAAUAUGGCAACAUUGAAAACAAUCAAAGUUUAAGCUUGCAGUAUGAAGUUCCAAAGUCAAAUUUUGUUCAUAAGUCCAUGCUUCUUCGCGGUGUCAAAAUGCCCUCUAGGGUAUUGACCCCAGAAGAUGUUAGUGUUGUACGUGCGGAACGAAGCAAUGCUGGACGCCGAAACAAUGGCUCUUUCCGAGGAGGUGGCGUUCGAAGAGGAGGGUUUCAAGGUCAUGGUGCUCAGCGCUCGUCUUAUCAGUCACAAAACAAUAGCUACAACCAGCAAACAUAUACCGGUGUUACCAAUGGAUUUGCCCAAACAGGUACUCAACCACCAUGGAACAACUCAGGUAGCUUUCCAAGAUCCGCGAAUGCAUAUAGUGCAAGGGGUGGAUAUGGACAAUCGGGCUAUUCAUAUGGCAAUUCAAAUAAUCGUGGUAAUCCUUACAGCUAUGGACACCCUCCAGCUACGGGUUACAAUGGAAAGGGCGCUCCUCGAUGA